AUGGUGCCCUAUGAGUGCAUGAUGAGACAGACAGAGGCUCAACAGAAUGGGAGUAUGCCCAACCAUAUUUAUGCAAAGAAAGAAUCUGAUCUUAGUGGAGCACAGAUCAAGCUUCGAGAAUAUGAGGCAGCACUGAAUUCUAAAGAUGCAGCUCUGGCUACUGCACUUGGUGACAAAAAGAGUUUAGAGGGAGACUUGGAAGAUCUGAAGGAUCAGCUUGCCCAGUUGGAAGCCUCCUUAGCUGCUGCCAAAAAACAGUUAGCGGAUGAGACCUUACUUAAAGUUGAUUUGGAGAAUCGCUGUCAGAGCCUCACUGAGGACUUGGAGUUCCGCAAAAGCAUAUAUGAAGAGGAGAUUAAUGAGACCAGAAGGAAGCAUGAAACGCGCUUGGUAGAGGUGGAUUCUGGGCGUCAGAUUGAGUACGAGUAUAAGCUGGCUCAAGCCCUUCAUGAGAUGAGAGAGCAACAUGAUGCCCAAGUGCGGAUGUACAAAGAAGAGCUCGAGCAGACGUACCACGCCAAACUUGAGAAUGCCAGACUCUCUUCAGAGAUGAAUACUUCUUCUGUCAACAGUGCUAGGGAAGAGCUGAUGGAAAGUCGGAUGAGAAUUGAGAGCCUUUCAUCUCAGCUUUCCAACCUACAGAAGGAGUCUAGAGCAUGUUUGGAAAGGAUUCAAGAAUUGGAGGACUUGCUUGCUAAAGAAAGGGACGCCUCUCGCCGCAUGCUGUCUGACAAAGAGAGAGAGAUGGCGGAAAUACGGGAUCAGAUGCAGCAACAGCUGAACGACUACGAGCAGCUUCUUGACGUGAAGCUGGCUCUGGACAUGGAAAUCAGUGCCUACAGAAAACUCCUGGAAGGAGAGGAAGAGCGGUUGAAGCUCUCUCCAAGCCCUUCUUCUCGCGUGACCGUGUCGCGAGCCUCCUCAAGUCGCAGCGUCCGCACAACUCGAGGAAAGCGGAAGAGGGUUGACGUGGAGGAAUCCGAGGCGAGCAGUAGUGUCAGCAUCUCGCACUCCGCCUCAGCCACUGGGAACAUUUGCAUUGAAGAGAUUGAUGUGGACGGGAAAUUUAUCCGCCUGAAAAACACUUCUGAACAGGAUCAACCAAUGGGAGGCUGGGAGAUGAUCCGAAAAAUAGGAGACACAUCGGUCAGUUAUAAAUAUACCUCAAGAUAUGUGCUGAAGGCAGGCCAGACUGUUACAAUCUGGGCUGCAAAUGCUGGUGUCCCAGCCAGUCCUCCCACGGACCUCAUCUGGAAGAACCAGAACUCCUGGGGCACUGGCGAAGAUGUGAAGGUCAUAUUGAAAAAUUCUCAGGGAGAGGAGGUUGCUCAACGAAGUACAGUCUUUAAAACAACCAUACCUGAAGAGGAGGAGGAGGAGGAAGAAGCCCCUGAAGUGAUUGUAGAGGAAGAACUGUUUCACCAGCAGGGAGCCCCAAGAGCAGCCAACAAAAGCUGUGCAAUUAUGUGAAGUCCGUGACCUUCCUCAGAGACGCCUGGUGACCCGCACCGACACGCGGUGCAGGGCCUUCUCCAAGCACAGGAUAUUCUUAUAUUUCCUUUAUGUGAAUUUUUAAGCUGCGAAUCUGAUGGCCUUAAUUUCCUUUUGACACUGAAAGUUUUGUAAAAGAACCCAUAUCCAUACAUUCUGUUAAAAGAUGUGAAUUAUUGACACUGAACUAACUGUACUGUUUGAAAAGGGUCCUUCAAAAUUUUUGACUUUUUUUGUAUGUGUGUGGUUUUUUGUUUUUAGUUCUUACGGGGAGGUCAAGUCAAUAAACCACUGUGUGUCCCAAUUAA
Echinops telfairi (small Madagascar hedgehog) is the source of this 1799-nucleotide messenger RNA. It is a transcript of the gene LMNB1, whose product is annotated as lamin B1. Lineage: Eukaryota; Metazoa; Chordata; Mammalia; Afrosoricida; Tenrecidae. The transcript has 11 exons. The record is from RefSeq and is a predicted model, not a curated record. The coding region runs from base 1 to 1470 and encodes 489 amino acids.